AUCUGCUCCGUGAUUCUCGCAGAACAUAAACAUUUCGUUGGGGACCGCGGUCGAAAAGUGUGUAAAAGGAUGUCCGAGUCAACUGAAAAUCACUGCACCAAUCAGAAAAUCAAACAACUAAAGACGAACUUGUCGUUUUGGUCCCCAUUGAACAACAGUUUCGCGGUUCCGGAUAAACCUUCGAAAUGCACGUGGCAUAAAAAAGUAUGCCCCACGGCUAGUCCGCAUAGAACGCAAGAAUGGAAACGCACCUCUAAACUGUUACCGAAUGUUUUGAGUACAAUUGGAAAUACUCCUUUGAUUAAGUUGAACAAAAUUCCAAAGGAUUGUGGGGUUGUCUGUGAUAUUUAUGUAAAAUGCGAGUUCUUCAACCCCGGCGGUUCGGUGAAAGACCGCAUCGGCUACCGCAUGGUGGAGGACGCUGAGAAGCAGGGCAUCCUGAAACCGGGCGCGACCAUCAUCGAGCCGUCUUCGGGCAACACCGGCAUCGGCAUCGCGCUAGCGGCGGCCGUCAAAGGCUACCGCUGCCUGAUCGUGAUGUCGGAGAAGAUGUCGAACGAGAAGGUUUCCGUGUUGAACGCGUUGGGCGCCGAGAUCGUUCGCACGCCGGUCACGGCCGACUCGGACUCGCCCGAUGGCAUGUUUGGGGUCACGCAUCGCUUGAAGAACGAGAUUGCCAAUUCCGUUAUUCUUGAUCAGUAUUCAAACCCAGGAAAUUCCUUGGCUCACUAUGACACAACUGCUGAAGAAAUUUUGGAUCAAUGUGAUGGAAAUGUUGAUAUGAUUGUAAUUGGAACUGGAACUGGGGGCACCAUCUCAGGAAUUGGCAGAAAAAUUAAAGAAAAAUCGCCAAACACUGUAAUUGUUGGAGCCGAUCCGGAAGGAUCAAUUCUGGCCUUGCCAGCAAAAUUAAACGAAACCGAUGUUGGAUUUUAUGAAGUUGAAGGUGUUGGUUAUGAUUUCCUUCCGACCGUGUUGGACCGAUCCGUGGUCGACAAGUGGGUGAAAACAAACGACAAAGACUCGCUGCCGAUGGCGAGAAGGCUGAUUCGCGACGAAGGUCUGCUCUGCGGGUCGAGCAGCGGUGCCAACUUGUCGGCCGCCAUUAUUGCCGCCAAAGAUCUCAAACCUGGCCAGCGCGUCGUUGUCAUUCUUCCCGACAGCAUCAGGAAUUACAUCACCAAGUUUAUUUCCGAUCAGUGGAUGGAGGCCAGGGACUUCCAGCCUUGCGUCAACACCAAAAAUCAUUGGUGGUGGGAUGUUCCAGUUACUACAAUUCCUUUGGAAAAACUACAAACAGCAACACCCAGUAUGACUUGUGAACGUGUAUUGAAUGUUAUGAAAAAAUUAGGUGUUGAUCAAGUACCACUUGUGGAUAACAAUAGCAUUGUCAUUGGAAUGAUAACUUUACAAAACUUGAUGAACGGCCUUAUUUCUGGCAGAGUCCAGUCAAAUCAAAGUAUAGAAAGUAUUGUGAUGAGGAUUUACCCCAAAGUUUAUACAACUGCCAAUUUAGGCGUUAUUUCCAGAGUUUUGGAGAAAGAAUCGUAUGUUAUGAUUCUUGAAAAACAAGCUAAUGGUGAUAAACCUGUGGGAAUUGUUACUGCCAUUGAUUUACUAAAAUUUAUUUCUGAAUCUAAACCUGCAAAUUAA
Molecule: messenger RNA, 1653 nt
Organism: Brassicogethes aeneus
Lineage: Eukaryota; Metazoa; Arthropoda; Insecta; Coleoptera; Nitidulidae
Source: the annotation of a GenBank genome assembly